Molecule: messenger RNA, 977 nt
Organism: Anguilla anguilla (European eel)
Lineage: Eukaryota; Metazoa; Chordata; Actinopteri; Anguilliformes; Anguillidae
Gene: lsm6
Product: LSM6 homolog, U6 small nuclear RNA and mRNA degradation associated
Exons: 4
Coding region: 122-364 (80 amino acids)
Biological process (GO): maturation of SSU-rRNA; mRNA splicing, via spliceosome
Cellular component (GO): P-body; sno(s)RNA-containing ribonucleoprotein complex; nucleolus
Molecular function (GO): RNA binding
Source: RefSeq, a predicted model, not a curated record
UAAUGACCCUCUGCAGCUCCCGUAGACAGUGUGGCUAUAUGCUUGUGAUUGGCUGCUAUUCAUUAUAUUGGAUAGGCUACGAGAGAACGUUGGCUGAACGCAACCUUCUCCAGCUGGCACAAUGAGUCUAAGGAAGCAGACACCCAGUGACUUUCUGAAGCAGAUCAUCGGUAGACCGGUGGUGGUCAAACUGAACUCCGGCGUGGAUUACAGAGGUGUCCUGGCCUGUUUGGACGGCUACAUGAACAUUGCUGUGGAGCAGACUGAGGAGUAUGUCAACGGGCAGCUGAAGAACAAAUACGGAGACGCCUUUCUGAGGGGAAACAACGUGUUGUACAUCAGUACCCAGAAGAGGAAGAUGUGAAGGAUAAACCCCUUUUUUUUCUCCUUUUUUUUUUUUUUUUUUUAACCUUUACUGUUAAAAUGGAUUUUUAAUUUUUGUUUGUAAUGCUCAUCCUGAGCUUCCAUGAAUACAGAACCUUUUUUUUGUAUAGGCUGAGUGGCUAAAUAAAUUGCGUUCAUCCCUCUGUACCGACAGAUAUUUUACUGCUUAGCUUGAGUGUCUCGUCCGCAAAUAACUGCGCAUACAUGUUAGAUCAGGGGUGUCACACUCCAGUCCUGGAGGACCGCAGUGUCUGCAGGUUUCUGUGGUUUCCUUUCAAUCAGUGGCCAAUUAAGGCUUUGAGAACAAGGUGUGUGAAUUCUUUAGCCAAUCAGAGAGUUAAAUGUAUUACUCAUCCUCAAACGACCUGAAAACCAGCAGGCACUGCAGCCCUCCAGGACUGGAUUAUGACACCUGUGAUUUGAAUUGACAUUUAAAAUGGUAUUUUGGAAUAAUAAAAGUCUUGUAUAACCCUAACCAAAAAAAGAAACGUGUAAGGCACAAGCGAAUUGGGGUACUUUAUUUUUUAAAGUGAACUAGAGACACUGCAGCCAAAUAAGCAAAGCAACACAAUCAAAAAUGCAUAUCAAAUGUU